AUGAGUCACCAUGGAGGACUUUCCUUGUCCCGUUGUUGGCACGAUCUUCUGCUCCUUCUUCUUCUCCUCUGUGCUGUCCUUUCGUCCUCCCUGAGCGCGUCUGCUGAUCUUUCAACUGGCAUCCUCGGUCUCAGACGUCUCGUCACCUCUCCGUAUCGCUGCUCGGCUCCCAGCGAAGCCUGGCGUGGUUUCGCGCCUCAGCGAAACACCGCCUUCCUGUCGCAUAUCCCCUCUUUCGCUUCUCUCAUGUGUUCCUCUAGCACGCGUCCCAAAGUUGUCGGGUGUCGCGCCGCUUGGGUUUUUGCCUUUCUCUCUCUUUGUCACAUCUGCGCACCUUGCCCGGCCUGCCCCCUGGGUCUACGCACCCCGAGUUCUUCCAGCCUCGAGAGCGCUUCGCCGGCUCCAGGGGCUGCGCGCUGUGCGCCCUCCUUCCACGCCUUCGUCGCUCUGCUGCAUCCUCUCUCCGCGCCUCGAGUUGCGUCUCUUUGGCGCCUCUGUUGGCUGCAGGCGCGGCCACGUUUACUGGUUCCCCGUCUCUCCUCUCGCUGGGACUCCUUCUUCCCUCUCGUCUCGUCUCCUCGGGUUUCGCCUCCCUCUCUCGCUCCCCCUCUCGGAGCUCCUCGUGCGUCUCUGCGCUAUUCUGGGCUCGCCAGCGCGCUCUCUGGUCGGCGUGCGCCGCGCCCACCUGACUGGCUGUCGUCGUCGGCGCGUGGGGCGGCUGCUUCGGCCUCGUCUGUGUCGCACGCCAGCGAGAGCCUUGCGCGUCGGUUGCGGCUGUCGCGUCGUGCGAGUGCAGACCUGUGGCUGCGGCUGUCGCACUUUUCGCUCUCGAUUGGCGGGCAGGCGUUGAUUGAGGACGCGAAUCUGCUGCUGCGGGGGGGCGAGCGCCUCGCCCUCGUUGGCCCCAAUGGCGCCGGCAAGACUUCGCUUCUUCGCUUCAUCAAGGCCGCCGCCGACAGCCAGCGCCGCGGGCGCCUCCCGCGCUGGUCUGCCGGCGUCUCCCUUCGGCUGGGUCGCGGCGGCGAGGCUCGCGGCGACGCGCCCGAACUGCCUGGCGUGCGCCGACGAAGAGACCGCGAUCUCCAGCGAGACGUGCUGGCUCUGCCUGAAGAGGCCGACGGCAGCGAAUCGGACGUGAGAGGCAUGCAGGUGACAGGCGAAGUCGCCUUCUCGCAACCCGGCCUCCGCGUCGGUCUGCUGAAGCAGGAAGGGUUAGAGGCGCUGAGGGGCGCCGAACGGGAGCGGACGGUGCAGGAGGAAGUCGAGGGCGAAGCGCGGCGCAGGCGGCGAGAGGUCGAAGUUGCCAUCGAAGCGGUCAGCGACCAGAUCGACAGGCUCUCGCGCGGUGAAAGCCUGCACGACGAAGGGGGAUCUGCCCUUCCUCAGCCGAGGCGCGCAGCAGGCCACGUUUCCGACGAGGCCGCUGCGCUCGCCUCAGGAGACGCCAGCCGCCUCCGACACGGACGCGGCAGCGGCAGAGUAGAGGACAGAACACGCCAGCCCGAAGCGCGCGACAGGCGCAACGGGCGACGAGACGGUGUGGCGCCACCGGGAGAGGCGCGUGCGGGAGAGGCGCGUGCAGGAGAGGCGCAGGAGGACGAGGCGCAGGACGAUUCCUCAUCGCGCGCUAUGGCGGCGCGACUCUCCUCUCUCCUCGAGCUGCUGGCGUCGCUGCAGGAAGAAGAACUCUCUCUGCAUCCGUCGCGGCACGACUUGCUGUUGCAGCAAGUCCUAACCGAGACCGGAUUCGCGAGCCAGGCGCAGCGGUCUCAGCCGCUGGGCGCCUUGAGCGGCGGCGGGCGCAUGCGCGUGCAGCUCGCCAAAGUUCUGGCGAAUCAGCCCGACAUUCUGCUUCUCGAUGAACCGAGCAAUCACUGCGACUGGUCAACGACCGAGUACAUCGCUCGCCUUCUGCGUCGUCUGCCGCAUCCGCAGCUCCUCGUCUCUCACGACACGCGCUUGCUUCUUUACGCGUCGCCUUCGCCUUCCGCCUCCUUGCUGGGGCCGCCGGCCGCCGGCGGCGCGGGCGACCCCCCCGCGAGCGGCGUUUGCACUCACGUGGCGGAGCUCGUGAGUGGGCGGUUGAGCGAGAAGGUCGCGGGCGACUUUUCGGUUUUCGAGAGGAAGCGGGACGCGUGGACGCGGCAGUGGAUGGAUCGCAGAGACAAGCUGAAGGAGGAGCUGGACUUCCAUCGGAAACGCAUGCACAGGUGGCGCACGCUGGAGCAUCAGCAGCAGGGCAAAAAGCUCGCGCGGAAGCGCGCCGGUGAUGGCCUGAAGCUGCGCACGGGCGCCGAAGAGGAAAAGAUCGAGUCGCUCAUGAACCAGCUGAAAGUCGAAGACGAACGCGAGCCGCCCUGGGAAACGUGGAAAAAGCAAAGGGGUCGAGGCUUCCGCAUCCAGUUCGGCGAGGGUGACAACGAAGAGGGCGAAAUUCUCCUGAGGCUCUCGAAUGCGAGUCUAGGCUACAGGGAACUCGCUGACGAAGAGCACGGAGAGCAACACAGAGGCGAGGGUCAUCUGGCGCCGGCCGACGAGGGCAGAGACUCUGCGCGUCAGGACUCCGCAGCGGAGACAGAGGAGGAGUCAGGCGCCAAAAGCUCCGCGAGAGAGGCUGAUGAAGCCGGCUUUCAGAUCGUGGCGCCGGGUGAACCGAGAGCUGAUGGACUCAGCUGCGGGGCGAGUGGUUUUUUCAGCGGCGAAUGCACGUCGUCGUUUUCGGCAGACUUGCGGCAGGCUCCGCCCUUGAGACACAAAUCCGCUUCGCCGCAGGUGAUUCUCAGAAACAUAGAUUUGACGCUUCGCCCCGGCUCGCGGGUCGCCAUUGUCGGACCGAACGGGUCGGGCAAGUCGACACUGCUCAAAGUGCUCGCUGGGCGAUUUCAGAGCUCCGCUCGCGAAGUCCCUGGAGCGGGCGACAGCCGACAGAGCCGAGAGAGCCGAGAGAGCAGUGGCCUCAGUCCGGAGGCGGGGCCUGGCGGAGGGCCUGCAGAGAAGGUGCUUCUCUUGUCGGGGGAGCGGUACGUCCGCACAAAGGUUGAGAACGGCAUUUGCUUGUUGGAGCAGCACCGCGCCGACAUUCUGCCACUGGAUCUCACGCUGCUCGAGGCUCUGCGGUUUUUGAGGCAGCGCUUCGCGCAUCAGCAGCACGCCGAGGAAAACGCUCGGAAACCUGCAAAGUCCGGGGCGAAGGCGCGGCCUGUGGACGAUGCCGAAGACGAAAAUGCAUUUCGCGCGAUUUUAGGCCGACUAGGCUUUAAAGCGAAAGAAGUGAACAAGCGCGUCUCGGUGCUGAGCGGUGGCGAGAAGGCGCGCGUGGCGCUCGCAGGCCUCAUGCUGUCUGAGCUGCCCUGCCGAAUUCUCCUGCUUGAUGAGCCCACGAAUCACCUAGACGCGUUUUCCUCUUCGUCGCUCCAGAAGAUCCUCGCGUCGUUCUCCGGCGCGCUAGUCGUAGCCACACAUGACGCGGCCUUCGCCGCCAAAGUCGCGAACGAGAUCUACCUCGUCGAAAAAGAGACAGCCAGCGCCGCGAGCCACGCGCCUACACGUGGGUCGCUUCGCCCGCUUGUGACCGCCAUCAGCGAGUGGAGCGGCGACGCCGAGGAAACCGAUGCCGCAGCGAAAAGCGAAAUCAGCCACUCACAGGACGCCGAAGAGGCUGGUGGCGACGGCAACCUCCUCAGCCGCGCUGCCCGCCGAGGCAGAGAAGAAUGUGGAGACCGUGAAGCUGACGAAAGCGACGACAACGUCCAGCGAGAGAGCGCAAGCGAAGCAAACGCUGACCAAGCGGAGGCGGCGGCGAGUGAUGCGGGAGGUGAGGGGGGCAGGGAAAAGGAGGCAGGUGCUGCAGAGCAGGACGCGCGCACAACGAGGCCGGCAAUUGAAAGGUCCAUGGAAUCUUGGACUGACGGAUGGGUUCGCGAAAUGCGCCGGCAGGGGUGGCGGCCGCUGUCGCCGCCCUUUGCGUCCCCGCAGGCCGAGUCGCCUCAUGCUUCGGCGAACGCGGGGGCGAAGAAGCUCUCUGAGAAGAAGCGCAAGACUUUCGGCGGCAAGGGGGCCUCCGGCCGAGUGAAGGGCGUGAAGAAUCUGAAGCGGUGGACUGAGUGA
This is a messenger RNA of Besnoitia besnoiti, 4107 nucleotides long. Its product is annotated as ABC transporter, ATP-binding domain-containing protein. The record is from RefSeq and is a predicted model, not a curated record. The transcript has a single exon. Gene Ontology annotation, molecular function: ATP binding; ATP hydrolysis activity. NCBI's taxonomy places the organism in Eukaryota, Apicomplexa, Conoidasida, Eucoccidiorida, Sarcocystidae. Bases 1 to 4107 code for a protein of 1368 amino acids.